GUAUUUGACUUAACCAACUAUUGUGUCUAAGUGUCAUCCUAAGAAAUACUGUCAAAAUGGUUGCUAAGUUUACAAUAGUUUUCUGUGCUCAGUCGCUGUUGGUUCAGGUUGCAUUUGGACAACUCGGCCUUCUGGGUGGCUUAGGUGGUAGUGGGUCUGUUGUCGACAAUGCUGUUGCUAUUAAUAGUGGACCAACUGCCGUACUUGACGGACUUAAUGUACUAAGUACAGUUGGCACACUCGGCGCACUAACCAGCCUUGGCGGAGUUGGCGGAGUUGGCGGAGUUGGCGGGGUUGGCGGAGUUGGCGGUCCAGGUGGAGUCGGAAAAGCAAUUGCCUCAGCCGGAAAAAAUCUUGCCCUGAAGAGACCUAGCCGUAGCGUUGCCAAUUGUGGUCUUGGUGUAAUCGGAUCUGGACUUAACGUGGUGAACGGUGGACUCGAUUUAGCUGGACUCGGUUUGGGUAAUGUGGGCAUCUUAGUCAGCAACGGCGCGAAUUUGGGCACGGUCAGUAACGCUGUGGUCCCCGCGAGUUCGUAUAUAAAUUUGGCAUCUUUAACUAACGGUGGUGUUCUACCUAUAUCUAGUUGCAACUCACUGGUUCCUAAAGGUUUUGCUGUUUUAUCUGAUAAUCCAGUUGAAGGCGCUUUGCUAGUAAACGGUCCAACCGCUUGUGGCUGUGGAAGCAUUGGUAAUAUUGGUAUAAUAAGUGAAAAUUAUGGACUCGGUGCGGGUCUAAAUGGACUCAGUGUGGGUGUGAAUGGACUGGGUGGAGUUGGUUCCAGGCUAGGUGGCCUCGGUUUGGGGACGGUAGUAUUGAAUGCGUUUGGACAAUUAUCUGGAUUUGGAAAUUCUUUCGGAAACAAUUUGGGACUUGGAAACAAUUUAGCUGCUAAUACCUUAGCUGCAAAUAAUCUUGCUGCAAACAACAAUCUAGUCGCUAGCAAUAUAGCUGCGAACAAUCUAGCUGGAAACUCUAUUUUUGGUAAUAAUCUAGCUAAUAAUUUAGCUAGUAACAGUCUUCUUUCAAAUAAUCUUCUGGGAAAUAAUAUUGAUGCAAAUGUUUUAGCAGCUAAUGCUGCAGGACAUAACAGUUUAGCUGUGAAUAAUUUCUUGAAUAAUAAUUUGGCAGCAAAUAGUUUAGCUAAUACUAAUUUCGCAGCUAACAACUUCGGUGGAAAUCUUGCAGCUAAUAAUAUAAUUGCUAACAAUUUAGCCGGUAACAAUCUCGCCAUGAACAAUUUAGCAAAUAACUUUGGUACCAACAAUUUUGGUGUCAACAAUUUAGCAUCUGACAUUGCGUUUAAUAACUUAGGAAACAAUUUGGCGACGAAUAAUUUGGCUGCAAAUAGUUUGUUAGCAAACAAUCUAGCAGGAAAUAUUGGUUUUAACAAUUUGGCUACAACCAAUAAUUUGAUUAAUAAUGUUGGAAUAAACAAUUUGGCCAAUGACGUGAUUGGUGUAAACGGAAUCACAUCUGGCAUAAGUCAAAGUGCUGUUGGAGAAAUUAUAGUGAGCGGUGAGAUGCCUGUUGGCGGGACGACUGGCGUCACUGGCAACAUGCCAGUUAUCGGAUACGUGACGUUUGAAGGAUAUGUGCCAGUCGGCGGUUCUGUUACAGUUGCCAAUAACUGUGACUGCCUCAGCACGCCUGGUCAACCUUAAUAAAAAAAUUCUGCAUUUAAUAUUAUGUAUUAUUUUAUUAAUUUAAUUAAGUAAUUGUUGAAAUAAAUAUUUUAAAAUUGUUAA
Messenger RNA from Galleria mellonella (greater wax moth), 1748 nucleotides. RefSeq lists its product as uncharacterized. Lineage: Eukaryota; Metazoa; Arthropoda; Insecta; Lepidoptera; Pyralidae. Bases 57 to 1664 code for a protein of 535 amino acids. The record is from RefSeq and is a predicted model, not a curated record. The transcript has 3 exons.